Hippocampus comes (tiger tail seahorse) is the source of this 2490-nucleotide messenger RNA. It is a transcript of the gene cdhr5b, whose product is annotated as cadherin-related family member 5b. Gene Ontology annotation, cellular component: catenin complex; membrane; adherens junction. Gene Ontology annotation, molecular function: cadherin binding; calcium ion binding; beta-catenin binding. The record is from RefSeq and is a predicted model, not a curated record. NCBI's taxonomy places the organism in Eukaryota, Metazoa, Chordata, Actinopteri, Syngnathiformes, Syngnathidae. Bases 51 to 2072 code for a protein of 673 amino acids. Gene Ontology annotation, biological process: cell migration; adherens junction organization; cell-cell junction assembly. The transcript has 14 exons.
AGGCCAGCCGAUAAGCAGACGGUGGCCAGAAGAGAACCGCGCCACCCGACAUGGACGCCAGCAGGAAUUUCUGCUUCUUCUUUUUGGCGCUUUUGCUCGUCUUUCUGCCCGCCGCAGAAGCCCAAGAACUUUGUAGCGCUCGCACGACGGUGAACGUGAAGGAGAACAAUGCGGUGGGCGACGUGGUGGAGACCAUCACGGUAGCGGACGGGGUCACGGCCUUCUUGGAGAAUUCCGCCGACGUCCCAUUCACUCUGGACGGGAACCGGCUGGUCGCCAAAGGGGUUCUGGACUAUGAGACGAGCCAAAUUCACGAGGUCACGGUGAAGUGCAGAACGGAAACGGGCCUCGAGAUGAUCCUGAUCAUCUUGGUACUUGUGCAAAACGUGAACGACAAUGCGCCGGAAUUUCCCAAGGACACGUACCAGAUCCAAGUCAAGGAGCUGAUGCCCGUGGGGACCCUCCUUGAGCAAUUUCCCGCCACCGACUUGGACGAGGACACUACGCUCUUCUACAGGCUGACAUCGGAAUCAAAUUACUUUGGACUGGCGUCGCCCGAAAACCCGCAACUGGUUAUCCAGAAUGUUCUGGAUUAUGACAAAGUCCCAAGCGUAGAGGUGCUCUUGUACGCUCAGGACACGCCAUUGUCUGGUUCCGGCGGCCAGGUCUCAUUCACCGCCACCGCCACCAUCCAAGUCACCGUGGUGGACGUGGACAACAGACCGCCCUGGUUCCAGCCCUGCAACAAACACGUGGUGGCCGGUGCCGUGGUCUGCCAGAACACCGGUUACACCGGCCGGGUGAACCUCAACGAAAUGCAGGCCGAGCCCUUGACGCUGAAGCCCGGGCCGCUUCACGCCAUUGACGGCGACGUUGGGAUCAACGAGGCCAUCGUCUACUCCUUCCUGAGCGGAAAUGAGGACGGGCUGUUCGACAUCAACCCAAACACCGGCAACGUCACCAUGGUGAAGGCGGCCGACGUUUUGGGGACCAUCAGUCUGACAGUUCUGGCGGCCCAGACGCCAAGCAGUUCUCAGUUUGCCACCACCAGCCUCACAGUCAGCGUUCAGGUGAAGAGCCUGCACAUACCGCGAUUCCAGAGGCCCGAGUACCAGUGUGUGGUCGCUUCAGUGGGCGCCAUGGCGACAGACCCGACCAACAAGGACGAGCCGCUUCAGAUCAUCGCCUUGGAUGAUGACUACGCCAGUGUGGGGGGGAUAAACCCUCACAUCGUCUAUGGCGUCAUCGGAAGCGAGGACUUCUCCAUCGUUAACGGCUACUUGUUCAUGACCACGAAUCUCCCGGAGGGCACUCUCUCUCUGCAAGUGGAGGCGGUGGACACGUCCAAUGAGGAGAAUGUAAGAGCGCAGCUCUCGGUGGAGGUGAAAUCAGAGAAGGCGCCUAUCCCGCCGGGCGGCUUCGGGCCAGGGGACAUGGCCGCGCUGGGGGCGACCCUCGGCGUUCUUCUCUUCGUCUGCGCGGUGAUCAUCGGAGUGCUCGUUUGUCGGCUUCAGAGGGGAAAAGCCGACUGGAGGAAGAUCCACGAAGCCAGCGUCUUCCGAAGCUCCGUGGGCCAGGGAUUAGGUGGCGAGAAGCAGGGCGUCCAGUACACCAACGAGGCUUUCCAGCACGACGAUGACGACGACGACGAUGGCGGCGUGGGCUCCGGGGGUCCGUUUGUCACGACGGCAAAAGAGGGGCCGGCGAACGACUCCGCCCUCACGUCCAGCGUGAGGGCGCUGGGCACCCUCCUGGAUACCGACAACAUCAGCCAGACGAGCUCGGACAAGGAGAAAGAGGUGAAGCCCAUCCUGACCAAAGAACGCCGCCUGGAGGAAGGCUACAAGGCCGUAUGGUUCAAGGAGGACAUCGACCCCAACGCCAAGGAGGAGGUGGUCAUCAUUCCCGACAGCAGGGCGGACGACAGCGAGGACGAGGACGACGACGCCGCCCCCGCUAAACGCUCGGAGCCGAGCUUGGCCGAGCUCGACCUGGACAGCGGAUUGGGCGUGAGGAUCGAGGAUCCGGCGGAGGACUCGGAAGGUGACGACGUUCUGGACGUCGACCUUUGAGGAGGGCGCGGCGGGAAGCAAUAAAAGCUGAUGACUAUUAUGGUGUGACUGCACACGGAAAAAAACAAAAAAAAAAAAAACAUCGCCCGAACGAACCACGCCUGAAACUCAAACCGCGUAGCAGUCAUCAGCAGACUAUUUUAACAAGCUGGCAGGUGGGAAGAUAACGUGUUCAAAAAGUACAGCGUAAUCAGGCGCCAGCUGCCCUUUGUUUUUCUGCGAGGGAGGCUACAAAGGUCAGCGGCCAGGAAAAAAGAAAGUCGGAUCUUACCAUUUGUUAAUUUCUUCACAGCUCACUGUCCACCAGAGUCCCCGAUGCACAAGCACAUUUCAUGUCCAUCGCAAACGACCGCGUUGUUGAUUCAAUAUGAGCAGAUCAAUGUUCAAUCAUUCUGAAAAAAAUAAUACACAUUGUUGA